AUGAUCAACUCUACUCAGGUUUCAAGUUUCACCCUUGCUGCCUGCUUUGACACCGGGGUGUUUAAAUACUUAUAUUUCCUGCUGAUUUUAUGCUUAUAUGUGUUCAUAGUGUGUGCCAAUGUGUUGCUGAUUGUGGUUAUCUGUGUGAACAGGAGCUUACAUGAACCUAUGUACCUUUUUCUGGUCAGCCUGUUUGUAAAUGAACUGUAUGGUAGUACAGGGUUGUUUCCAUUCCUUCUGGUUCAGAUCCUCUCGGACAUUCACACUGUUUCUGCUCCCUUCUGUUUCCUGCAGAUUUUCUGUGUGUAUACCUAUGUGUGUGUAGAGUUUUCUAACCUAGCCGUCAUGUCUUACGACAGAUAUCUUGCCAUAUGUUAUCCUCUGCAUUAUAACACAAGUAUGACGACUGGGAAGGUUGCCGUGCUGGUUGCCGUGCCGUGGCUCUACUCUUUCCUCACCAUUGUUGUUUUGCUGUCAUUGAUUGUUCCUCUGAAGCUGUGUGGGAACAUCAUCGACAAAGUUUACUGCAACAACUACUCUAUUGUGAAGCUGGCGUGCACGGACACAACAGCCAAUAACAUCUAUGGACUCAUUCUCACUUUUCUCACAGUCUUUGUUCCUGUCAUCAUCAUUCUCUACACCUACACGAGGAUCCUUAAAGUGUGUUUUUCUGGUUCUAAGCAGACGAGACAGAAAGCUGUCAGUACCUGCACACCCCACCUCGCUUCUAUACUCAACUUCUCUUUCGGGGUUUGCUUUGAGAUAUUACAGAGCGGGUUUGAUAUGAGCAGUGUACCCAUGAUAUUACAAAUAUUGGUGUCAUUGUAUUUCCUGACGUGCCAACCGAUCUUUAACCCUGUAAUGUACGGCCUCAACAUGUCCAAAAUACGUGUCAUGUGUCAAAGUCUGCUGUCACGUUCUGUGCUGGGAGGUUGCUUCAGGAUAUGA
This is a messenger RNA of Etheostoma cragini (Arkansas darter), 948 nucleotides long. Its product is annotated as olfactory receptor 11A1-like. The record is from RefSeq and is a predicted model, not a curated record. Gene Ontology annotation, biological process: G protein-coupled receptor signaling pathway. Gene Ontology annotation, molecular function: olfactory receptor activity; G protein-coupled receptor activity. The transcript has 3 exons. The coding region runs from base 1 to 948 and encodes 315 amino acids. Gene Ontology annotation, cellular component: membrane. NCBI's taxonomy places the organism in Eukaryota, Metazoa, Chordata, Actinopteri, Perciformes, Percidae.